UGGUCCUCCUGUUCAGCUCCAGCAGUGGCCCGGAGAUGGCACUUUAGAGAGUGGAUAUCUCUUCACACCAGGAGCUAGGAGAGAUCCAAACAGGAGCCACGGGACUCUUUAUUUAUUUUGUUCAAGAAUAUGCACUUGUAGCGCCCCCUGAUAUUCAAAAUUUGAAAAUGCCAGCAUUGAAAGGUUCGCUGGUGUUUGCAGCUCUCUUUGUCUUCUUUGGACUGACCCACUGUCAACAGUUACCAAGUUAUAAUCUCCUGGAAGAGUUCCGUGUGCCUGAGUCGAGAGGAGUGAGGAGGGUGGAUGGCUCUCAACCCGAGGCGGUGGCAUACCGCGUCAACCCCUCCAUCCAUCUACGCAAGACCAUGAGUGACGUGUAUCCAGAUGGCCUUCCCUCUGACUACUCGGUCAUUGCAACAUUUAAGGUGACCAAGGACACUGCGAAGCGGUCCUGGAACCUGUGGCAGGUCAGCGACCCUGACGGACGAGAGCAAGUCGGCCUGCGUUUCCACGGCGACGCGCGCUCUUUAGACUUCUUCUACGCCGGUCCCCGUGGGAGCCAGAUGCUGAGGACCUUCCACGGUGUGGGGAAACUGUUUGACGGAGAGUGGCACAAGUUGGCACUGAGUGUGAAGGGCAGACACGUGAAGCUGCUGAUAGACUGUGAAGAGGUCAGUGUGGAGGCCAUUGAGGAAUCCAGGCCAGUCCUCCGCAGAGGAUACACCACCAUUGUCAAACGAGCUGCAGGAGAUCGCUCUGUGUCUGUGGACCUCCAGCAGAUGGAUGUGUCAUGUGACCCGGAGCAGGCUUAUUCGGAGGGCUGCUGUGAGCUCUCCAGUGUGUGUGGGGGGUAUGCAGAGAUCGGUCUCGUAGGUGGAAGAGCAUCUUGCAAAUGUGUGCACGGACAACCCGGCAUUCAGGGACCUCCAGGGCCAAAGGGUCACAUAGGUCUUGCAGGGAAACCCGGAGAGCAAGGAAGACAAGGAAACUGGGGGAUCAGGGGAGUCACGGGAGACAAUGGCAACGUUGGUGAGCCAGGCCCAAAAGGGGAAGAAGGAAUCAAAGGCGAGAAAGGAAUGAGAGGACUCUGGGGCCAAGUGGGAGACAGAGGUCCUAAGGGGCUGAAAGGACUGGGAGGAGCGGCAGGGUUCAAGGGAGUUCGUGGACCACCCGGAGACAUUGGAGAGACUGGGAACCCAGGAGAUGUUGGUGCUAAAGGCGAAAAAGGAUAUGAAGGAAUUCCUGGGUUCCUGGGAGUCAAGGGAAAUAAAGGGACUUAUGGUGCAACAGGGCGUCCUGGGCCCAGAGGAAAGCAGGGUAUUGUGGGAGAUCCCGGAGAGAGAGGAACUCCUGGAGAGAAGGGGAAGCCAGGGCUCCAAGGUCCUGUGGGCAGAGUUGGCACCAUCGGGGUGAAGGGCAUUACUGGUGAUCCCGGUUUACCUGGCAGAGAUGGCGAUUCAGGAAUAGAGGCGUAUCAGGGUCCACAGGGGCUUAGUGGAAAAAGUGGACGAGCUGGAAGGAAGGGGGAGAAAGGCACCCUUGGGCCACCAGGAGAAAUGGGUCCCCAAGGCCAAACUGGCCCAAGAGGUUUCAAGGGUUCUGCAGGGAAGCCAGGAAGACCUGGAUUUAUUGGCCCACCGGGACCGACUGGACAUGUGGGUGUACCUGGAAAAGCAGGGGCCAAGGGUGACACGGGAAUCCAGGGAACCCAAGGAGUCAAAGGUGCAAAGGGAGAAAAUGGAGUGAAGGGUCCAAAAGGAAAGGUUGGAGACAGGGGGGAGCAGGGACCCCAGGGUGGACGGGGGAAGCGUGGCCCGGCGGGCCUGUCUGGACGUUCAGGUAGUGUUGGAGUCAAGGGGAAUCGAGGUGAAGGAGGACCAGAUGGUUUUCGGGGACCCCCAGGACCACCAGGUCCGACCCUCUCUGCGCAACAUGUGAUCGAGGUUUGCAAGAAAGUUGUGCUGGAGCAGAUGUCCACCUUUGCCAACUCAGUGAAGAGGACAUGUGCUGCAGUUUGCCCUCUUUACGGGGACGUUCCCAAGGGUCCCCCUGGUUCCCCGGGACAGAAAGGACCCCCCGGACCUCCUGGUGACUCUGGUAUUGAUGGUGUUGAUGGAGAAGUGGGUGCACAGGGAUUCUAUGGAGAAGCUGGAGAGACUGGACGAAAGGGAGAAAGAGGUGACACGGGCGAAAAAGGUGACAAAGGAGCCAAGGGUAAUGGCCUACCUGGUUACACUGGAGAUCAGGGACCACAGGGUCAACGUGGGCGAGCUGGCAGAGCGUUUAAUGGCCAGCCAGGCAAGCAGGGUGAGAGGGGACACAGAGGUCAGCCUGGACUCGGGGGUCACCCAGGUCUCAGAGGGCCUCCGGGUGUCUGUGUCACAUCUGGAUGUCCUCAGGUCAACGUCCCCAGUGCGAUACCUCAGCCAGCAUCAGCACCACCACCACCACGCAGACAGAGGAAUCGCCCGUAGAGGAACAAGCGUCUGGACAGUGAGAGUGAGCUUAAAGGAGGAAAACCCGAUACAAUGUUCUUGUUAAUAUGUGAUUGUUCAAAUAAAUUGACAUUUCCAUGUAAAUAUGCAACCAAAACUCGAACUGAACAUCUGGUGACAACGACAACACCUACUUGAGUGGUAACAGAAUACAUUUGUGUAAAAACACCAACAUUUUUAUUUGAUAGAUUUCAUUCUGAGUUGUCUUGAAACACCCGUUCUUUAUAAUAAAAACACAAAACUCA
Solea senegalensis (Senegalese sole) is the source of this 2740-nucleotide messenger RNA. RefSeq names its product collagen alpha-1(IX) chain. The coding region runs from base 168 to 2474 and encodes 768 amino acids. The record is from RefSeq and is a predicted model, not a curated record. Lineage: Eukaryota; Metazoa; Chordata; Actinopteri; Pleuronectiformes; Soleidae. The transcript has 27 exons.